This is a messenger RNA of Penaeus monodon (black tiger shrimp), 3246 nucleotides long. Its product is annotated as targeting protein for Xklp2-like. Gene Ontology annotation, biological process: regulation of mitotic spindle organization; activation of protein kinase activity. Bases 190 to 2301 code for a protein of 703 amino acids. NCBI's taxonomy places the organism in Eukaryota, Metazoa, Arthropoda, Malacostraca, Decapoda, Penaeidae. The record is from RefSeq and is a predicted model, not a curated record. The transcript is spliced from 13 exons. Gene Ontology annotation, cellular component: microtubule; spindle.
ACCUCAUCGGGGGUCGUAGUGUUCAAACACCAAGGAGAGUCGGUCCAUUUUUGGCUUUUAUUUUGGUGUCGUUGGGGGAAAAGAGGAGAAUAAUUCGCCGAAGGUAUUUCGCAGAAGGGAAGGAAAGGAGGAGGAACAAAGCAGAGGCUUUUGAAGGAGAGGCAGAGCGAAGGAACUUUUGGCAGGAAAAUGGCCAGCUCGGAUGGUUGCUAUGAUUUUGAUGCCCCGAUGCACUACUUUGACUUUAAUUCAGCGCAUGAUGAACCUGAUGAUUCCUACUUUGACUGCCCAGGUGAGAAUGAGGUGUUUGAUGAACGUAAACCAGGUCCAGCAAGACAGGCUCCAAAGACACCAGUGGAGACCCCAAAGAGACCAAAUGUAGCAUCUCCAUACCACAGCAGAGCUGAAAAGCCAAAGACCCCCCAGAGUGCUGUCAAGUCUGCCAAGCGUGAGAACAUGAUGUCCAGCAUUGGUGUCCGUCAGUCUCCAAGGCUUGCUGCCAUUGCUAAGGUACAGAACCCUCUCUGCACUCCCCAGGCUGUGCGAAGGAGUAAUGCCUCCAGACAAUCACUCGGAUCUGCUUCAUCAACUGGAACUAAAUCUUCCCUUGGGUCACAGCUCAAUAAAGUGCAGAAGACAAAAACACAAAGACCUUCAGUGCCAAAGGUUCCUGGGAUGAGAGGGCUAAGCCCUCGUGAUCAAGAAGAACUGGCUGUCAUUGCCAACUUCAAGAACAAAAUGGCACAGAACAAGAAGAAGGGUGACAACAGUGUAAGCAGCAGCCACUCAAGGGCAGGAAAAUUAGUACCAACAAAGCCACAGGAAUUCACCUUUGCUACUGACAGCCGGCUGAGAAAUCAGAAGUCAAGUGAGACUGAGAGCAGUGCCCCCUCCCAAGCACCACCCAAGCCAGCUCGUCAUGGCCCUACUAGACCAAAGGAGUUCCACUUUGCCACAGACUCACGGGUGAAAACUCAUGAAAAUGCUGAGGAUACUGACCCUGUUGAUUUCACCCGUAUGCUACGUUCUAACCAGUCUGCAUCUAACAAAGAGAAGCCCAAAGGCCCUACCAUUCCCCAGCCAUUCAACCUAACUGAGUCUCGAAAGGGCAAAGUGGAGGAGGGGAACAAGUUUGUAUCUGUUGCAGAAUUGAACCUCAAGUUCCACACCAAAACUCCUCAGAGAUUCCGCAGCAAGCGUGGAGGUGCCAGUAUGGAGGACCUUCAUAUGGAUGGUAAGAAGACUAAGGCUAAUCCUGGGGUGACAAUUCCCCACACUCCUGUCCUCUCUACACGCAGCCGAACUAGGCAGGUGAACUACCUCACUCAUGAAGAGCAGGAGCAGAAAGAAUUUGAGGAGGCUCAGAAGCAUGCCUUCAAGGCCAAUCCACUGAACAAAAAGGUGUUUGAAGCACCUUCAACUGGCUAUGAGGUAGAGAAGAAAUUGCCAACAGUCCCAGAACCAUUCAAUAUAACAGAUGUUAAGAAGAACAACCUUCCCCUGGGCCACAAUUUCCGGGAAAUUUGCAAUAAGCUGGGAGGCUCAACCUCCUCUGUUGCAUCUCUUCCACACGGAGGCAUCCCAAGCAAAUGGGAUAAGACUUCAACCAAGCCCCAGCCAUUCAGCUUCGAUGAAAGAGAUAAACAAAAGAUGCAAAAGAAGCAGGAAAUGAUCCAAAAGGUGCUGGAAGAAGAAAAGAAGUUAGCCGAGUUCCAUGCCCAACCGAUGCCAGUGUUUGAAGGAGUGCGUGGCAUCCCAGAAAAGAAGCCCCCAACACCUACACGUCAACAGCCAUUCAAUUUGGCAAGUGAUUACCGUGGAUCAUUGAAGCAGCUCCAGAUUAAAAGAAGUCUUGAGGAACAAGCCAGACUGGAAAGGGAGCAGCGAGAAUUCCGUGCCCGCUCAGAUGCAGUCGUCCAUAAGCAGCCCUUCAUCCCUGAGAAGUCAAAGAAACCACUAACAGAUAUUUCUGGAUUUACUCUCAACACUGAGAUUAGAUCUGAGGAACGCAACGAAUUUGAAAUGCACCGCAAGAGGAAGGAAGAUGAAUUGUUAGCGGCAAAGAGAGAGCAAGAAGAGAGGCAGGCAGCGGAGGAAGCAGAGGAAAUUGCAAGACUUCGUCGCACAAUUGUCCACAAGGCUAAUCCAGUGCCCAGUUACAAACCUCAUGUUGUGAAGCCCUCAGAACGUCAUCCCACAAUACCCAAAUCUCCUAACUUCUCCACUGACACUCGUUUACGGUCAAGAUCAAGGGCAGACUCUACUAUGAAUAUUUCUAGUGCUACUUUCACUUCUGAAUAAUGGACUUCAAAUAAGAGAUCCUGAAUGUAGCUUUAGUUUUAUUUUGAUAAUGACAGUUAGAUAGUAUUUAGUUUAACUGAAAGUUUUUGUUGUGACAAUGGACUUGAAUGAGGCUUUCAGCCUAAGGUAGUCACUCAGAAUUCAGUCACAAACCUUGACAAGUUAGAUAAAUGCCUGCUAGAUUUUAUUUUCCUAGCUGUGAAUGAAUUCACUGAUUACAUUCCUCUCAUUGUACACAGCAUGCUGCCACGUAUACUGUAAGGUGCUUUACUUUAAACUCAGUAAUUCUUUUGGUGUGAUUGUGUUGCAUAAAGAAACUUGUAGAUGUUAAGCAAAACUUAGCAACUCUGUUUAUUGAUGUAUGAACUAUGGAUUCUGAAAUAAACUUUAGCACAUGUCUAAUGUACUAACCGUGCACCAUUUUUGCAAGUAAUAUUACUUUGAAUGUUUUUAUUCAGGUGUCAUCUUAGCUUUACAAGUAACUUUUCAAGUCUCAGCAUGUUUCAUUUUGUUGAAUAUCUUUUUUAAGAUCCCAAAUUAUUGUGCCUUGUAGUUUAGUUUUAUUACUGGUACGAAAGAAAAAAAAUCUUAAGCCCUCAUGGUAUGAAGUAUAAAUAAUUGUCAGAAAAAUUGUAUAGAAGCCAGUCUUUGAGUAGAGGGCUAAGUAAUAUCAGUGUACAGCAUUCCAAAGUAUUUAAUCAAAUGUAGUAUACAUUUGCCUUGUUUUUUUAGACAUGCUGAAUUCUUCUUUUUUCUGUCCUGUUAAUUUUAAGGAUACAUCUUCAUUUCCUGAUGUUUGAGAAAAUUUAUUGUAUUUUUUUUAUUUCAUUUAUUUUUUUUUCUUUCUGUCUUUUUUAAAAAUACAUUUUACUUCAAAUAUUGUCUGAAAUAUAGGAAAUCUUUUAUAAUGAAAUGUUUAUAUCCUUUAAUAAAUUAUAAAAACCA